This is a messenger RNA of Pseudovirgaria hyperparasitica, 1043 nucleotides long. RefSeq lists its product as uncharacterized. The transcript has a single exon. The coding region runs from base 205 to 747 and encodes 180 amino acids. NCBI's taxonomy places the organism in Eukaryota, Fungi, Ascomycota, Dothideomycetes, Acrospermales, Acrospermaceae. The record is from RefSeq and is a predicted model, not a curated record.
CACAACAAAUCCUGCGAAACACAAUUUAUUACCAAGCAACACUCCCCCAAACCUUCCAUACUCGCGAAGAGGAGAACAAGCUGAUUACACAAGAUGACGGACGGGGUUGCGGGAAGCGGAUCUCGCGCUUAGCCGGUCCCUGAACUUACCUAAUUCCUAUUCCCGGUCUGGCUGGCUGGCUGGCUUUCCCUUUCCGGACAGCCGAUGACGGCGUGCCUGAGGUUUCAAGUUGCAUUCGUCGUCCGCUUAUAUAAUCAGCUGCCACGAGACGGCACGUGCAUCGUCCCAUCUCACCAUCAACCUCACUCACGAACCUCAAACCCCGUCCCCAUAAACCCGCUGACAAAACACACACACCCACAACCUCACACACAAACUCCGCCUCCUCUAAUCUCCAAUCUCCAUCCUAACACACACACCAUGGCAACCAAGAAAGACAUGCGCCGGCCGGACUUAGGUACGUACCCUCCCUCCUCCCCUACCUCUCUCUCUCUCUCAAAAACACCCCAUAUACACUCAAAUCACGUGCUCUACUCUCCCCAUCCAACCCGCAAACUAACCCAAACAAACAGCCGUCCCCUACACCGCUCCCAAAGACGACGCCGCCGCCCCAGACAUGAUGGGCACAAUGUCGCAAACCCUCCCCAUGGCCGCCGUACGUAUCCUCCUCUGUUAUCCGCCCCUCUUCCCCUUAUCACAUUCCUUCCCUUGUAUCUCCCUCCCCCAAUCCCCAAUAUCACUAACUAACACCCAAAACAAGAUCUUCACCCGCAACAAAAUGAUCGGCUGGGUCGCCCUCGUGCUCUCGCUGCAAGGCUAUCUCGCCGAGGCAUCCGGCUCAGGCUCAUCUGGUAGUUCUGCGACAUCGGGCAUCUUUGGUGUGGGCAUGAGUGUGAUGGCGCUGGGCGUGUGUUAUAUGCAGUUGUUCAUGCCGCAGCCUGCUGGGUUUGGACAGCAAGGGACGGGGACGGGGGCGCCGGGGGCUGUUCCUGCUUAGGUUUAGGUUUAGGGAGGCGGGAAGGGUGGGAAUGGAGUGGUUGGUG